This is a messenger RNA of Yamadazyma jaroonii, 1152 nucleotides long. The record is from the annotation of a GenBank genome assembly. NCBI's taxonomy places the organism in Eukaryota, Fungi, Ascomycota, Pichiomycetes, Serinales, Debaryomycetaceae.
AUGAAACUCACAGAUUUACCAACUGAGGUGAUCAACGAAAUCUUCAGUUAUAUAGAUAUUGAAACAUGUGAGAAAAUUAGAUCUUUCAAUAUCCCCCAAAUAUCAUCAUUUUUAGAUAAUAAUAUCUACGGUAAAUCCAUCAUCCUCUUGAAUAAUAAAACUCCAGGAGAUAAUAAAGCCACGAAAAUGCUAUUCAAAUUUAUUGAUUUCCAUGAUCUUGGUAAAAUCACUAAUGUUGCGAAAAUAGUUCCAGAGGCAGUGAGUGAUGAUAUACAUGACAUAAACGACAUAAACUUUAAUAAUGAUAACGACAAUAAUAAGAUCUCAAACGACAAUAAUAACUCAAAUAAUCCAAUAAUUCCUAAAAGAUUUGUUUUAUCUUACAGUUACUACAGAUCCAGAUAUAAUGAUAAUGACCAUGAUCCAUUUUUAACGAACUUUACUUCCACAUUACCUUUGAUAGGUGAACAUUACUUAUCCAAAAUCGGGAAUACCGAAAUAUCUAUUGAUUUAUUCAAUAAAAAAAUAUCAUCAUUAGAAACUGAUUGUGUGAUCAAAUUACUUGAAUCAGAUGUUUUCGAUCAUAACCUUGGAUACCUCAAUUUGAAUAGAUUCAGAAGAUUACCCGAAGCAAAUAUCAAUUCCUUGACUAAUUGUUUGAAUGAAAACCUUCAAAAAUUCCAUAAUCUUCAUACUUUAACCUUAUCAAGUAAUGCUAUCACAAGUAUCGAGAAAUUCAACCUUCCUGAUUCUAUCCUUUUCUUAAAUUUAGAUAACAAUAGAUUAAGAUCUAUUCCAUCUGAUUUCAAAUUCCCAAAAGAUUUAAUAAAGUUAAAUAUUAGCUGUAACUAUAUAAAUGAUUUAUCAAAUAUUGAAUUUCCUGAAUCCUUACAAUAUUUAGACAUUCAAUUAAAUGAACUUAAAAACUUAGAUAUAAAAUUCCCAUCAGAUUUAAAAGUAUUAAUUGCAUGUGGUAACAAUAUUUCAUUAGAUGAAGAGACCAAAUUCCCAAAGAACCUUACUUACUUAAACUUACUUCAAAAUCCAUUAAAUAAUUUGAAAAGUUUGGAUAAGAAUGAAUCCUUAAAGACCAUCUUUUUAGAUGCUGCAUUGGAGAAUAAAUGUGAAAAUCAUGCCGUUACUUUUAUUUAA